This is a messenger RNA of Syngnathus acus (greater pipefish), 1518 nucleotides long. RefSeq names its product ankyrin repeat domain 33Aa (gene ankrd33aa). Gene Ontology annotation, molecular function: protein binding. The coding region runs from base 180 to 1478 and encodes 432 amino acids. Lineage: Eukaryota; Metazoa; Chordata; Actinopteri; Syngnathiformes; Syngnathidae. The transcript has 5 exons. The record is from RefSeq and is a predicted model, not a curated record.
AAGAGCAGCGGACACUUUCGGGAACCUAAGCCAAACCAUUUUCUUAGAAGAGAAGCAGCAAGAUGCACGCAGCUGCCAACACAAAGGGAGAAGAAGAGGACUCUCUCUGGACGGAUUCUUUUAGGAUGAGAAGACGAGACGCUCGGGCGUGAUCCCGGCCGAAAGGACGGCGGUGGCUCAUGGCCUCCACAUGUGACCACCCCCAUUCGGGUGCCGGCCCGCGGGAGGAUUCUGACCCGGACGGUUCUGACACCGGGAGCGUCCUCUGUGACGACUCGCUGCUUCCUAACAUCGAAAGGCGUGACAAGCCUCCUCAAACGCUGUACGAGGCCUGCGCAGCCAAUGACGCCGUCUCCCUGCGAAGCAUCCUGGAGAAAGGUGUGAGCAAGGACCAGGCCAUGCACUUGGACAUCAACGGCAGGAGCGGACUCAUGGUGGCUGUGAGCAAAGGCUUUGUGGACGUCGUCAGCACGCUGCACGUCUGCCCUCUCAUCGACGUCAACCACCAGGACAACGACGGCAAUUCCGCCCUCAUGAUUGCCGCCCAGGCUGGCUUCACCACCAUUCUGAACUUCAUCCUCAACUACUACUCUGGUGUGGACACUGAGCUCAGAGAUCCUCGUGGCUUUACCGCCCUCAUGAAGGCGGGCCUGCAGGGCCGGGAGGACUGCGUGUCGACCCUGCUCAUGCACGGUGCCGAUAUGAAUGCAAGAGACCACGUUCAAGCCGAUGCGUUGAAGGACUGGGUCUUGAAGACGGGACGAUUUGAGACAUUGAGCAGAAUACGCCGUCUGCAAGCUCGUCCUGUGGCCGAGCAGUUUUGUGAACGCUACGCACCCGAGUGGCCGCAACUCCGAGAGCUGGUGGCCAAGGCCACCGGCAGCAAAAGCACGGGCAGAAAACUGCGCCAGAUCAUCAAGAAGAACUUGACUUUCAGCAUCCCGCAUGACCCCCAAGACAACGGGGUCAUGGACCACAUGGUGCGUAUGACCACCGGCAUCCGGAGCCCCCUGGUGGCCACCGCUUGCCAUCCGCUGUGUCCCAGCAGCCCCCCGCAAAUUGGCAAGCGGGAUUUUGCUCUUCCCGAGCUACUUGAAGAGCACAGCAGCGCGGAGCUGGAGGAACGCAACGUGUCUCACAGCAAGGGCCCCCUCGCCUCCGCCGCCUCGGUACGCCUGAGCUCCCGCUGCCAGGAGGCGGAGCGCGGGGAGAGCGCACCACCAGGGGCCGUGAGAGGCUUUAUUCCCCGCAGCGUGGCGCGUAGGAACAGCAUCUUCCCCACCGGCUGCACCCCCAAAAUUGAAGUGACUAAAUCUGGGGAGCCUACUCCUAAAACGGAGAAGAAGAAGAAGAAUCAGCAGAAUGGCUACCUGGAGCUUCCCGUGUGGAGGUACAAAGAGAAGAAUAAAAAGGAGACGCAAAAGGAAAUGGAGCAAGAGAGAAUAUCCGAGGGCUCCGAAAAUAUAGACAAAACAUGACCCAAACUGGAAGUUUCCACAGAAACAGAGAAAAUGUAAA